Thlaspi arvense is the source of this 921-nucleotide messenger RNA. NCBI's taxonomy places the organism in Eukaryota, Viridiplantae, Streptophyta, Magnoliopsida, Brassicales, Brassicaceae. The record is from the annotation of a GenBank genome assembly.
AUGAUUGUAUCCCAAGUCAAGGAGACCCAUGGAGCAAGGAGGAACAAGUUAGACUUGUAUACAACUAGAAAUGACAUGGUUUCUCUUAAAGAUAAAUCAUUCUGGAGAAUACCUUUAUUUGAUGAAAUUCGAAUGGAAAAAAGAAGACAUGAAUGCACCUUGAAGCUCGCCAAGUUCUUAAUAGAGAGAGAUGUCUCAUGGAAGGAGACAUUCACUGAAACAGUCCACGUGAAGCCUAAGACGCAUGGCAUCAUAGAGAUUGUUGAGGAGAUAAUUAAAGUUUAUCCUCAAGCAGUUGAGUAUAUUGAUUACGAAGGGCAUGGCAUUUUGCACGGAGCUGUCAAGUAUCGCAAGAUGGAUAUUUUCCAUCUUUUAUUGAAGAAAAUGAAACAACCAAUGACGUUACAUACGAGAAAAUUGGACAGGAAAGGAAACUCCCUCUUGCACUUGGUAGGGAUCAGGGUAGACACCGAGACAGUUGAAAAAAUGGGAAGCCCUCUUGUAGUGUUGCAAGAAGACUUGGUCCGUUUAGAGAGCAUAAAGCAGAUUACAAACUAUCUUAUCAACCACCGGAACAAUGAUGGGAAGACUGCAGAUGAACUCUUUGCCGAGACAUACAAAGAUCUUCGUAUAAAUGCCACUGAUUGGCUUAAGCGAACUGCGGAAAAUUGCUCUAUUGUUGGCGUGCUAAUUGCCACCGUGGCAUUUGCUGCGGCCUACACUGUACCAGGUGGUCUGAAUCAAGAAACUGGCUAUCCAAUUCUCCAACACAAGAAAUUCUUCGUAAUUUUCACCUUUACAGAUGUUUUGUCCCUCGCCUUUGCCUUAACAUCAGUUAUCACAUUUCUCUCCAUUCUUACUUCGCCCUUCCGGUUAAAGGACUUCAUGUCUCCCCUUCCUCAGAAGCUCGUGUUGGGGUGA